This is a messenger RNA of Sphenostylis stenocarpa, 335 nucleotides long. Lineage: Eukaryota; Viridiplantae; Streptophyta; Magnoliopsida; Fabales; Fabaceae. The record is from the annotation of a GenBank genome assembly.
GUUAUUACAGACUCUAUCUUCAGACUCUAUCUUCUAAUUCCAAUGAUCAACCUUACAGAAUUGCCUACCACUUCCAACCUCCCAAGAAUUGGAUUAAUGGACCAAUGAGAUAUGGAGGACUUUAUCAUUUGUUCUAUCAAUACAAUCCUAAAGCUGUUGUUUGGGGAAAUAUUGUGUGGGCACAUUCAGUGUCCAACGAUCUCAUGAAUUGGACACCACUAGAUCCUGCCAUCUUCCCUUCUCAACCGUCGGAUAUAAAUGGUUGUUGGUUAGGAUCAGCUACACUUUUUCCUGGGAACAAACCAGCCACUUUGUACACAGGAUUGACUCCAUGA